This is a messenger RNA of Callithrix jacchus (white-tufted-ear marmoset), 1277 nucleotides long. RefSeq names its product YdjC chitooligosaccharide deacetylase homolog (gene YDJC). Gene Ontology annotation, molecular function: deacetylase activity. The record is from RefSeq and is a predicted model, not a curated record. NCBI's taxonomy places the organism in Eukaryota, Metazoa, Chordata, Mammalia, Primates, Cebidae. Gene Ontology annotation, biological process: carbohydrate metabolic process.
AUGGCCCGCCCUCGCGUGCGCCUGGUGGUCACCGCGGACGACUUUGGUUACUGCCCGCGACGCGAUGAUGGCAUCGUGGAGGCCUUUCUGGCCGGGGCGGUGACCAGUGUGUCCUUGCUGGUCAACGGCGCGGCCACGGAGAGCGCGGCGGAGCUGGCCCGCAGGCACAGCAUCCCCACCGGCCUCCACGCCAACCUGUCCGAGGGCCGCCCCGUGGGCCCAGCUCGCCGUGGCGCCUCGUCGCUGAUAGGCCCGGAAGGCUUCUUCCUUGGCAAGAUGGGAUUCCGAGAGGCGGUGGCGGCCGGUGACGUGGCUUUGCCCCAGGUGCGGGAAGAGCUGGAGGCCCAACUAAGCUGCUUCCGGGAGCUGCUGGGCAGGGCCCCCACGCACGUGGACGGUCACCAGCACGUGCAUGUGCUCCCAGGCGUGUGCCAGGUGUUCGCCGAGGCGCUGCAGGCCUAUGGGGUGCGCUUUACGCGGCUGCCGCUGGAGCGCGGUGUGGGCUGCUGCACUUGGCUGGAGGCCCCAGCACGCGCUUUCGCCUGCGCUGUGGAGCGCGACGCCUGGGCCGCCGUGGGCCCCUUCUCCCGCCACGGCCUGCGGUGGACAGACGCUUUCGUGGGCCUGAGCACUUGCGGACGGCACAUGUCCGCUAACCGCGUGUCCGGGGCACUGGCACGGGCCCUUGAAGGUACCCUAGCGGGCCACACUCUGACAGCCGAGCUGAUGGUGCAUCCUGGCUACCCCAGUGUGCCUCCCACCGGGGGCUGCGGUGAAGGCCCCGAUGCUUUCUCUUGUUCUUGGGAACGGCUGCAUGAGCUACGUGUCCUCACUGCGCCCAUGCUGCGGGCCCGGCUUGCCCAGGAUGGCGUGCAGCUCUGCGCCCUCGACGACCUGGACUCCAAGAGGCCAGGGGAGGAGGUCCCCUGUGAGGCCACUCUGGAACCCUUCCUGGAGCCCUCCUUACCCUGACCCCUACACACACUAAUCCCCUUAGUACCAAACAAGGGAGCCCAGGUUUAGUCCUGGCCCAGCCCAGAACCAGGAGCAGGGUGUGAUUUCCCUGGGUAGGACACUGCCACCUAUGGGCCCACGUCUUUAUGGCUCCAAAUGGCAUCCAGAGUUUUGAGCAGCCUUCCUGGCUGCAGGCUGGCCGGCCUCUAGCAGUGGGUUAGGGCCUGCAGGGCAUUUGGAGCCCCUACAUGUUGCAAAGCAAACACCUUCCCUACUGAGGCAGUGGGGAGAGAUGCCUAUAUUAAUAAAAUGUGUCUUUCAAA